Messenger RNA from Neolamprologus brichardi, 1265 nucleotides. Lineage: Eukaryota; Metazoa; Chordata; Actinopteri; Cichliformes; Cichlidae. The record is from RefSeq and is a predicted model, not a curated record.
AUGUCAGGCACUCAGGCUAACUUUAAAUACUCCUGCUGGGACUUCCUCUUCACUUGUGUGGGCCUGCCGCUGUUCAUGCUUGACAUAGGGCUGGAUAUAUGGACCGCUGUGUCCUUCUAUAAGGAAAAGGCCUACGUGUGCCUUGCUGUUCUGCUGUUUCUGCUCCUGGGCUCGUCACUGCUCACCCAGGCUUACAGCUGGCUUUGGUAUAGCUAUGACAACUUUGAGAUGAAGACAAAUGUCGAGAAGCUGCCGUCCCCGAGGCAGCUCAAGCUGCUCCACGUAUUUCAGCUGGGAAUCUACUUCAGGCACGCAGGAGUCCUGGAAAAGGCUGUAGAAAGCUUCCUCACAAAGCUCCCUGACCCUGAGGGUGUAGCUGUGUUCCUGAGCCACGAUCUGAGCAUGUUGCGAAUCGUAGAGACGUUUUCAGAGGGAGUGGCACACUUCACAACAUUUCUCUUUGCUUGUUCUGACGCUGCCUCUUGUUCUCCCUCAGUUCUAAAAGCCGUCGGCUCGGCCUCGGCUAUCGCCUUCACUGUGACGACCUACCAUCGUUCGCUGCGCUUCUUCCUGCCUGCCAAAGAAAACCAGAAGAUAACCUCAUCAGUCAUCUGCUUCAUCUGGAACCUGGUUCUCAUCUCUUCUCGUCUCACUGCUCUCGCUCUUUUCGCCUCCGUGCUGCCCUGCUUCAUCUUUGCCCACUUCAUCUGCUCUUGGUUGGUUUUAUUCUUCUUCGCUUGGCGAUCCAAGACGGACUUCAUGGAAAGUCCUUGUGGAGAAUGGCUUUACCGAGCCACUGUUGGCAUCAUUUGGUAUUUUAACUGGUUUAAUGUGGCCGAGGGGAAGACGCGGUACAGGACUGUGCUCUAUCACGGGUAUAUACUGACUGAUAUUUGCAUCCUCUGUGCUGUGUGGUGCUGGAAGAUGAGCACAGAUCCUCCUGAUUUUGUGAUAGAGCCCAUGCACGCUUUAAUCACAGUUGCCUGUGUUGUUGCAGUUUACAUCCUCGGUCUAAUACUUAAAGUUAUUUAUUAUAAAGUCUUCCAUCCAAACCUUGACAAAGAUGAGCUGAAAGGGGCCAGCACAGAGCAGCUACCUGAAGAUGAGGUAGGAUUUCGUAUGUUUGCAGUUGCAGCAAACAUGGCAGACCACCAUCCGUCUGACCCAUCAGCACACUGCAAUAAAAGAAUGAGGAAGCUGGCCGAGAACUUUUACUCCUGAUGUGCACUGGACAUCAACAGGACGACUAGAAAGAGACCGAGUCA